AUGGCAACUCGUGACGCGGCGAAAGCAGCCGUCCAAAGAAUCUCCGACAAGUUCGGUCAUCUGGAUGAAGAAGAGCUAGAGAGGCUGGGAAGAUUUGAUCCUGCCUUGAAACGAAAGGUUGAGAGAAGUCUUCUAGCCAAGGACGAGCUGGCGGGCCAUGCGAUCAUAACUCUUGCUCAGAACAUCUAUGGGAGCAACGCUAGGUUCGUCUUUGAACUUCUACAGAACGCGGACGACAACAAAUUCACCAACGCACAUACACGCGGGGCGCUGCCGUAUGUCUCCUUCCAUGUGCAUCCUGACCGCAUCAUUUUGGAGUGCAACGAGGAUGGUUUCACAGAGCAAGAUCUCCAGGCUAUCUGCACCGUCGGCAAGAGUUCAAAGUCUGCUUCUCACGGUUAUAUCGGAGCCAAAGGCAUUGGCUUUAAAUCUGUCUUUAUUGCAGCAUGGAAGGUUCACGUACAGUCUGGCCAUUAUUCUUUUUACUUCAAGCACAGGAAAGGUGAAUCAGGACUAGGGAUGGCUGUGCCUAUCUGGCAGGACACCGAAUCGAAACCACCAACCUCCAUGACCAGAAUGACACUGUAUCUUCAUGAUACCGAGGGCGAAGAUCAUCCUCAAAAUCGCCGCGACACGAUUUUCAACCAACUCUCAGAUCUGCAGGAGACAUCUCUCCUCUUUUUUCGCAACUUGAAGAAGAUCGAAUUGAGCUUCUAUGAUGAGGGGAAAACUUUGAAAAGCACCCGGAAGUUGCAAAUUACCAUCACCAACUCGCACAGGGCUGUUCUAGAGACCAUCGAGUGUCAAAAAACCGGCAGCGAAGUAAGAUCAUCGAAACACUACCAUGUCACUCGACACACGGCAACCGGUUUAUCUCAAAGUGUAUCUCGCCAGGUUCCACAAACUGAGGAAGCCAGGCUUGCAGCCUCCAGGGCCGAAGUCGUUCUAGCAUUCCCUCUGACCGAACAUUCAGAGCCGAUCCUGGAAUAUCAAGAGCUUUUCGCGUUUCUUCCUGUCCGGGAGUCUCAUUUUAAGUUCAUUAUACAAUCCGAUUUCGAUACUAGCGCUAGUCGCCAGGAGGUUACAACGACUUCCGCCAGGAACAGGGACUUGCUCAACGGGAUUGCGGAUGCGUUCAUCCAAGCUGUACUGGAGUUCUGCGAUCAUACGGAUCUGUGCUACACAUGGCCACAAUAUCUACCUCUGAAACGGGAUGGACUCGAUGCAUUUUGGUCCGUAUUGCGAUCCAAGAUCUGCAGACGUAUUUCAGAGCAUCGACUGCUGAUGCCACGACAUGGAACUCAGCUCCGCCGUCUUGAUACCAUUGUGAGGAUGGAUCAGAGCUUCAUGGAUGACUUAGGAAAUCCACUUCUGGACGAUCCUACGACAAGUCAUUUCGUAUCGAAGAGAUAUGUCAAGGAAGCUGUGUCCCCCUACUUGAGCGACUACGGGCUACAAGUCAUGAAUGAUGACCUUAUCCUCAGACUACUGCGAAUAGAUCUGGAGGACCCAGAUUCAAAAAUGAAGUCGCGUACUACAAGCCAGCUGUGGCACACAAUCAUGGCCCGGACUCUGACACCCAUGGUAACCAAGACCCAAGUCCGUGCACUCAGCUGCUUGCCGCUGAGAGGCGGAGUCUGGGUAUCACCAGACAGCGGUUCUGUCUAUCUGCCUACAGUUUCAGGCUUGCAGAUACCACAGGGGAUCAACUUGCGGAUACUAGAUUCCUCAGCCGUGUCCAACAGCGAUCGUAGAGCGCUGUACGAAGCAUUCGGCGCUGCUGAGCCGCCCAUCGCUGUAGUGCGAAAAUCUGUUAGCAAAGCCCUCCAGCCUCUCUUGUCCUCCAUCAAUUUGGACGAGUCUCGUGGCCAGCUGCAUUUCCUUUACAUGUCGCAGCUUCGUGAGCCCAGGCCGACGCGGUCUGAUCAUAAAGGGUUUCGAUUGCUCACUGAGGAUGACAUGAAGGCCACACCAACGGAUGAAGACGUCUAUCUGCGCAACAACGAUCCAUACGGAGCUCAAAAACUUUUGGAUCCUGGAUUUGGCGCAGCGGGGAUGAAACAUCUGUGGGCUGAUGAGGGCAACCAUGUUCGGAACAGCACAGUGCUCAGCACCACGAUACAAGACAUGAGUGCAGUGAGUCUGUGCAAAUCUCGACUCACUAAAUCUUGCACUCUGAGGCAAACAUAUGUGCCCCUUCCCACUCUUACGAAACUUCGCGAGCGCUUCAUGGAAGAAGAUGAAGCAUUUCCCUUUUUGCAGCUCGGCGCAACGACACCCUCGGAACGACUUCUCACACACUGGACAUUUCUCAACGAAGCUUUUCUUGUCGGCAUUGAUGACAAUAUACCGUUCCUUCUGGAUAUACUGUUAUGGAUCGAGCACGCGAACCCAGAUCCUUCGACCAUCAGUCGGCCGGAGCGGAUCACCGAUUUAUACCUCACGAUAUAUGCCAAAUUUAUGGCAUCAGAAGACCAAGACUCGGAGAGGCACAUGAUCGUGGAGUUCUUGGAAGAACAGACGUGUCUGUUCGUACCAACGUCUGCCCACGAUGCAGCAGCCUGGACGGCCCCACAAUAUUGUCUCUGGGACGCGCCACCGUCUAUGAUUCGGAAAUACUCGUUGAAGCACACAAUGGAGCAAUUUCUGGGGCCUGGUCAACUCUCUGGCGUCUCUCAGUUUUUCCAGCAUGUUCUAAAAGUCCCGGACGCAUCUUGGGAGGAGAUCAUCGGUGAGCUUGAGUCCAUGAGAGAUAAGGAAAUAGACGACUUUGACCAAGUCUCAAUACUGUACCGACGUCUUGCUAACGAGGCUAGUGAUGACCGCAAGCGGCAUGGCGAUGAGAUAGGAGAAUGGUACACGACCAGCGAGUGCCUCUGGUCUAGCACCACUGACAUCAGAGGUAAAGUCACCCUCAACGACCAGUAUGAGGAUCUAAAGGACUUCUUCCUCGACAUUGUCGGCGUCAAGCUGCUGACGUUGCAGAUGGUUUACGACGAACUGCUGCAGACCGAUUCGACGACGACCGUUGCUGAGGUAAAAAGUGCGGUCUGGUCGCUCAAUGCGCUGCUGCAAGCUGAAAGGAAUAGUCCUCUCGACGUCCACGCCCUCGUCAAGAAGAAGAUCUUUCCCAUAUCUUCACCAGAUGGAACCACGUCCCUGGUCAGCAUUGACGAAGCUUUCAGCAUUGGCGAUCGGGAACAUUUGACAACGCAUUUCAAGCAUCGCAUCAAGAUGCUGGACUACGACCUGUUCGAAAUACGACAGCUUGCAACGUUUUUGGAGUGGGCGGGUAUCACAAGUCGAUGUUUGUCCAGAUCUGUCAAGGAGAUGACUUCUGCAAAUGAUGACAAGGCCCAAGCAAUGUCCGUAAUGGCGCUGGACUUGCGAUAUAAGGCGCACGCCAUUCUUCGGGUAGCAGCCAGCUUCAACAGUCCACGGUACAAUUCGGACGGACCUGCUCUCUACAAGAAUCUACAGGGUAUAAAGACAAUGGUCACGGACGACAUCUCAUCAGUCUUGACCCUCUCGCAAGAUGGCAUUCUAACCACCGUGGAGAAGCAGGGCAAUAUGCACAUUGGUGAGACUGAUGACGGGGUCACGAUCUACGUUCCUCGCAACAAGCGUAAGCAGAAAUUCUGCUUCAGCUCCCCAUUGCCAACGAACCUAGCCGCCUGGUUGAUGCGAAACCCUGUGACUCUCAUUGAGGAGGACGUCGACGGGGAAAUGGUGACCGUUUUGUCGUCUCUGAUAAGUGAUGGCCCAGCCGUUGUGGACCUCAUUCUGGAUGACAAAGGCAUCGCUCAGGUGCCGAUUGAGAAUGAGGAUCCCCGACAUGAAGAGCAGGACGAAGAUGACAUUGAUCCUGAUGACUUCGUCGAACACGACCUUGUCAACGUACUUGUCGCGACAAGUCUCACGCCCGUGUCUGACCAUCGGCUUUCAGCCACUGACGAUGGAGUCGUCGAAGUUGUUUCCAGGCAGGCAGGGGCCACAUCUCGAAGAUCUGGCGGCUAUACACCCGUCUUUACUGUUCCACACGAAGACCACGCCAUUCGCGAAGAUGACCACUACCGGGAACUCUUGGAACGAGUAGUACGCGCAGCGAGCCGUGCUCGCUUUCCCUCAAAAUAUAUGUCUGCUCGUGGCGCACUCGGUAGCGGAGGUAGCACUGCUAUGGGCUACAACGGCUUUGAAUCUGAGCUACGAUACCGUUCGAGCAGUCAGUUUGAGCGGAACUUCCGAGUUGGCGCGGCAGGAGAACUCUACGUGUUCGAGUUGCUAAGAAGACUCGCCGAUCCCACUCUGCGGGGCUGGAGCCGUGAUAACUGGCAGAGUAGCAUUCGAAACCGAGUCUCGAUCCUUGAGGACUACACUGGUAUGCGAGGCUGGGCGGCCCCAGAGACAUCCGACCUAGUGUACGACGACACAUUUGGCGACUUCACUUCGCUUCUGAUCGACCACGGUUAUCUCAACCAAAGCGAAUGGCGAAAUGCUCGGCCUUACUACUAUCUCGAAGUCAAGACUACGACUGGUCCGUGCGGUAACCCUUUCUACAUGAGCAAGGGACAGUAUCAGAGGAUGAUGAAAAUCCACCACGAACAAGAGCGAAGGGAGGUCUACAUAGUCUUUCGCGUCUUUGAGAUCGAAAGCGAAGAGCGCAUGGCUAUGAAGGUGUAUGUUGACCCGGCUCAAAUGGACCUUGACGACCAGUUGGUCUUCACUGGUGAAAACUGGUCCGUCACUCCAGGAGCAGCCUCCUGA
Messenger RNA from Zasmidium cellare ATCC 36951, 4764 nucleotides. RefSeq lists its product as uncharacterized. The record is from RefSeq and is a predicted model, not a curated record. Bases 1 to 4764 code for a protein of 1587 amino acids. The transcript is spliced from 9 exons. Lineage: Eukaryota; Fungi; Ascomycota; Dothideomycetes; Mycosphaerellales; Mycosphaerellaceae.